This is a messenger RNA of Ornithodoros turicata, 1870 nucleotides long. It is a transcript of the gene CCT5, whose product is annotated as T-complex protein 1 subunit epsilon-like. Gene Ontology annotation, cellular component: chaperonin-containing T-complex. Lineage: Eukaryota; Metazoa; Arthropoda; Arachnida; Ixodida; Argasidae. The record is from RefSeq and is a predicted model, not a curated record. The coding region runs from base 148 to 1773 and encodes 541 amino acids. Gene Ontology annotation, molecular function: ATP-dependent protein folding chaperone; ATP hydrolysis activity; ATP binding. Gene Ontology annotation, biological process: protein folding. The transcript has 10 exons.
GGUCACGUGGUCAUUCGUCUCAACACGAGGUGUGUCGAGGGUUAUCCGGUUUGAAAAGUCGCCGUCAUAUUGUGUGUUUCUGUGGAUGCGCUGUUCAUUCAUUUAUCCAUGUUCAUCUGAAAAGAUACCGGGCAAUAUCGCGUGAAAAUGAACUCCGUAGGGCAUUUAACGUUCGAUGAAUACGGACGGCCCUUUAUUAUUCUGAAAGACCAAGAGAAAAGGAAGCGUCUCACCGGCAUCGAUGCACUCAAGUCGCACAUUUUGGCCGCCAAAGCAGUUGCAAAUAUCAUCAAAACCUCCCUGGGCCCAAAAGGCCUGGACAAAAUGAUGGUGUCGUCGGACGGUGACGUCACGGUCACUAACGAUGGUGCUACCAUCCUAAAAUUGAUGGACGUGGACCACCAAAUUGCGAAGUUGCUGGUGCAGCUUUCACAGUCACAAGACGACGAGAUUGGUGAUGGCACCACAGGUGUCGUUGUGCUUGCUGGGGCCCUUCUGGAACAGGCGGACCAGCUCUUGGACAGGGGCAUCCAUCCGAUCCGGAUAGCGGACGGCUUUGAACUGGCAGCACGGUGUGCCCUCUCACACUUGGACACCAUCAGCGACUCCUUUAUGGUCUCUUCGCAGGACAAGGAAGCCCUUAUUCAAACAGCCAUGACCACGCUCGGAUCUAAGAUCGUGAACAAGUGCCACCGCCAGUUUGCGGAAAUAGCCGUGGAGGCUGUCCUGUCAGUGGCCAACCUCGACCGUCGGGACGUCAACUUUGAGCUCAUCAAGGUCGAAGGCAAGGAAGGUGGGAAGCUGGAAGAUACAGUCCUCGUCAAAGGUGUCCUAGUUGAUAAGGACUUCAGCCACCCACAGAUGCCCAAGGAAGUGGUGAAUGCGAAGCUGGCCAUUCUGACAUGCCCGUUUGAGCCCCCGAAGCCCAAGACUAAGCACAAGCUGGAUGUGAGCUCGACGGAAGAGUUCCUGGCACUGCGCAAAUAUGAGCAGGAAAAGUUUGAAGAGAUGGUGGACCAGGUGAAAGCUGCAGGUGCCAACUUGGUCAUCUGCCAGUGGGGUUUUGAUGACGAGGCCAACCAUUUGCUCCUGCAGAAGGAAUUGCCCGCAGUGCGCUGGGUGGGCGGACCUGAGAUUGAGUUGAUCGCCAUAGCGACAGGAGGACGUAUCGUACCUCGCUUCUGUGAGCUGACGCCAGACAAGUUGGGCUCAGCGGGCAUGGUGCGGGAGCUGUCGUUUGGCACCACCAAGGACCGCAUGCUGGUCAUUGAGCAAUGCCCAAACUCCCAUGCGGUCACCAUCUUCAUUCGUGGUGGGAACAAGAUGAUUGUGGAGGAGGCCAAGAGGAGCCUGCACGAUGCUCUCUGCGUCAUCCGCAACCUGGUGAAGGACAACAGGGUCGUCUACGGCGGAGGAGCAGCGGAAAUCUCUUGCGCUCUCGCUGUGAGCGCUCAGGCCGACAAGAUCUCAACGCUGGAGCAGUACCCGUUCAGGGCCUUUGCGGAUGCCCUGGAGAGUGUACCGUUGGCCCUCGCGGAGAAUUCUGGCCUGCCUCCCAUCGAGACCCUGACACGGGUCAAGGUGCAGCAGCUGAAGCAGAAGAACCCCUGCCUGGGAAUUGACUGCAUUGGAAAGGGAACCAACGAUAUGAAAGAGCAGCACGUCAUUGAAACGCUCACCAGCAAAAAGCAGCAGAUCAGUCUGGCUACGCAGCUGGUCCGGAUGAUCCUCAAGAUUGAUGAUAUCCGCACGCCUUCCUCCGGUUUUGACUGACUGGCUUCGUUUCAAACUGGUUUGCGGCAGUUUUGCCUUCGUUUUAUUUAUUUUUACUUUUUGUUCCGUGGAAAUAAAACUUUUUUUUUUCCUUUCC